AUGGAAACCUGGACGGAUGAACUGAAUGUUGCCUAUAAAAAAUGUUUCAAGGUGGAUAGUAAGUCGAUGUGUGGUCUAUGGAAGCUGCAGCCUCCUAUUGUCCGACCCUAUCGACCUUGGGCGAGAAUAUUUGAGAUCAAUGACGUGAAGUCGGAGAAUUCUGAAAAUUUUACUUGGGAAGAAUAUGUUCAAAGAAUCGAGGAGUUACACUACUAG
This is a messenger RNA of Aspergillus nomiae NRRL 13137, 216 nucleotides long. RefSeq lists its product as uncharacterized. Bases 1 to 216 code for a protein of 71 amino acids. The transcript has 2 exons. NCBI's taxonomy places the organism in Eukaryota, Fungi, Ascomycota, Eurotiomycetes, Eurotiales, Aspergillaceae. The record is from RefSeq and is a predicted model, not a curated record.